UACCUGUCCCAGGUAUUGUCAAGCAAACACUGUUUAUUUGUCGAGGAGCUUUUUUUGUACUUUUCUGUUCGGCUUAAAUGUGGGUCUUGGUAACGUCAACACGGCGCCACAAAAGACAGGCAGAGGAGAGAAAGAGCUCGAGUGCCGUUCUUAGUUCUCCUUACGUGGACUCGAAAACACAAAAACCGAGUGACGUCCAUCUUGUUGAAGUAAAAAAGGGAAGAUUUUUAACUUAACAACUGCUUUUCCCAAUCACUGUCGUAAGUUGCGAUUUUAUCAUUUGCGCUGAAGUUUUGUUAGAUGGUUGUUCAUUUAGUUUAGAGACAUUACUCGAAGUGCGAAUGAUCAUCGAUGGUGCAUGGCACACAGACCCCAUCCAGAGGCGCAUCACAACCGUUAGUCAUCAAAAUGAAAGGGGUCUUUCUUCACCUCUGUUUGGUUGUGUUUCUGAGCCAUGGUGGUCAUCCUACACCCAUCUCGUCAAGUUCUGACAGAUUAGACGCAGAUGAGCUGAAAAAGCUUUUAGCACUGAAAAAAGAAUUAACAAUUGAUGCUGGAGGGGACCAGGAGAAAAGAGAUGAAGUUGCGAAUGUCGUAGCACUGCUGGAGAAUGAACUUGAAAGGAACCAAGAGCUAGAAAGACAAGCCGAGUAUAAGCGCUAUUUGGAUUCCCUGAAAGAAGGAGACCUCCACGAAGGCGACAUAUUAGUUGACAAGGAGCUGCUAGCAAUGCUUAGAGAUGACGUCAGUGAUGCACCAGCGGAGAAGAGACAGAUGACGUCACGGCCUAAUAGGAAGUGGAGAAAGUCUGGUAAUGAUGUCAUCAUUCCCUAUACCAUGGCUGCCGGUGGUUCAGCUUCUUAUGCGUUCCAAUUAGCGAUUAACAGUCUGAGGAUGUUAACUUGCAUCAAAUUUCAAGCCAGGACAAAUCAGAUGGACUAUAUUAAAGUAACUGGAAGUGGUAGCAGUUGCUUUUCGUCCUAUGGUAAACAAGGUGGCAUGCAGACACUGAAUCUUGGGAACGGAUGCUUCAGCAAAGGCACUGUGCUGCACGAAAUACUUCAUGCGGUUGGAUUUUUCCACGAACAAAGUCGACCUGACAGAGAUAAUUACGUCACCAUCAAUUAUAGAAAUAUCAAAUCCGGAAUGUCGAGCCAAUUUGCAAAGAAACGAUCUUGGGAAGUAACAACCAUGGGCCAACCGUACGACUUCCAGUCUCUGAUGCACUACAGAAAUACUGAAUUCAGCGCCAACGGACAGAAAACGAUACAGGCAAAAGCCAACCCAUCCAUGUCACUCGGGAAUGACGACUUGUCUGCAACUGAUGUGGACAAGAUUAAUUUGUUCUACGGAUGUCCACAAGCUGCAUGGAGAAUGGACGACUUUGUGAUUCAAGUAAAGACCAGUUCUUCUUGGUUUUCUGGCACCGAUGCCAAGGUUUAUAUGGAAUUGUUCUGGGCAAAUGGCGUGAAUUCUGGAGAAUUCCCAGUCCAGGGAGAAUUUGAGAGGAAGUCCGUGGAUACCAUGGAUCUGUAUUUGCCGAACGAGAGCAAUCUGAGUAAGAUAAAUAUUCGUCAAGAUGGCACUGGUUUUGGCUCCGAUUGGAAACUAGACAGGGUGACAAUAGAAGAUAAAACCCGCAGUACAAGAUACGAGUGUUAUUGCAACUGCUGGUUAAAGAACACUCUUGCCAAGACCGUCUCCUGUAGACGACUUUAAUCGGCAUGGAGGCCACCCCAAUAGAACACCAAUAUUGUCCACCCCGGCCAAUUUUCACUGUGAUCGCUAUACCUUUUGGAGAGUAGGCCUACCCGUAUCCGCGAUAAAGUGGGCCAAGUCAUCUUUACCGCCCCAAAUGAAGAGAUAUUAUCUCCUCGGUGGCCUUUCAUUCAUAAGUUAAAUUGACAACGAUUUUUAAAAAUCAGUCACUACAUGCUCUGCAAUUAAAUUGAUCGAUUGAUUUUACAUGCAAGCGUUUACCUGUACUGAUGCUGUAAAAUUCAUUUUCCGUCCCACAUACAGGCCUACAAUGUAGGCCUACUUUAGAAAUCUCAAAGGCACAAUAUACAUGUUUUAACUCAAAUUACUUAAAUUAGUUUUGUUCAAAAAGUAAUAUGACCCUUAAUUGUAUCAUUUUUUUUACAUUGAAUGUGGAUAAGAUAUUAAACGCGCCAAUGGACGCUAAGCAAGUAAUAAGAUCGCCAGGGACGAAGUGGGAUGCCUGCAUAGGCAAUUGACCUCACUAAAAUUAUGU
Molecule: messenger RNA, 2254 nt
Organism: Lingula anatina
Lineage: Eukaryota; Metazoa; Brachiopoda; Lingulata; Lingulida; Lingulidae
Product: zinc metalloproteinase nas-14-like
Biological process (GO): proteolysis
Molecular function (GO): metalloendopeptidase activity; protein binding; zinc ion binding
Source: RefSeq, a predicted model, not a curated record